AUGGCUUCGCAAGCAGAUAUGAAGGACCGCCAGUUCCUCGCCGUCAUUGGCGACGAGGACUCGGUCACCGGCCUCCUCCUCGCUGGCAUUGGGCACGUCAGCACGGGUGCCGACCAAGAAAAGAACUUCCUGGUGGUGGAUAGCAAGACGGACACCGCUACGAUCGAGUCUACCUUUGAAUCCUUCACUUCGAGGAAGGACAUUGGCAUCAUCCUCAUCAACCAACACAUUGCCGAUCGCAUAAGACAUCGGGUCGAUACCUACACUGCUGCUUUCCCGACUGUUCUCGAAAUUCCGAGCAAGGACCACCCGUACGACCCCGAGAAGGACAGUGUUUUGCGCAGAGUGCGCCGGUUGUUUGGCGAAUAA
This is a messenger RNA of Colletotrichum abscissum, 369 nucleotides long. Its product is annotated as V-type proton ATPase subunit F. NCBI's taxonomy places the organism in Eukaryota, Fungi, Ascomycota, Sordariomycetes, Glomerellales, Glomerellaceae. Gene Ontology annotation, molecular function: proton-transporting ATPase activity, rotational mechanism. Gene Ontology annotation, biological process: proton transmembrane transport. The record is from RefSeq and is a predicted model, not a curated record. The coding region runs from base 1 to 369 and encodes 122 amino acids. The transcript is spliced from 4 exons. Gene Ontology annotation, cellular component: fungal-type vacuole membrane; proton-transporting V-type ATPase, V1 domain.